UUCCCCGUCUUCGCUGGAGCUCCGUUCUUGAGUCUACAUCGUGCGUUCUACCUUUGGCUGUUUUUUUUUUCUGGAUUUGUACUUUGGGUCUCUUUCCCCUCCUGGUGGAUUUAACCUGUCCGUUUAGUCCCCCACACAUAGCCUAGAACUUUUAACAGACGGUGCCCUGUUAUCGAUGGCGGACAGUGUGCGCCCCGAGGACUACUGCGACGAGCCGGUGGAGGACGAGUUUGGAGAGAUAAUCAAGUCUCGAUCUGAUGAAAGAGAAGACGUUCAAAAGAAGACUUUUACAAAAUGGGUAAACUCACAGUUGGCUAAGACAAUAAAACCACCCGUGGAGGAUCUGUUCUCAGAUCUGUGUGAUGGAAGACGCUUGCUGGAGCUGCUGGAGGGGCUGGCAGGACAUGAGCUGGUGAGGUUGGAGAGGGGAUUCACACGCGUUCACUCACUCAACAAUGUCAACCGUGCUCUGCAGAUCUUGCAGAAGAACAAUGUUGAAUUGGUGAAUAUCGGAGCGGCGGACAUCGUUGAUGGGAAUCACAAACUGAUUCUCGGGCUCAUCUGGAGCAUCAUUCUUCACUGGCAGGUAAAGGAUGUGAUGAAGGAUGUGAUGGCAGACCUACAGCAGACCAACAGUGAGAAGAUUCUGUUGAGUUGGGUUCGUCAGAACACGCGCCAGUAUCCUCAGGUCAAUGUGGUUAACUUCUCCAGUAGCUGGAAUGAUGGAUUGGCCUUCAAUGCCCUCAUCCACAGCCACAGACCUGAGCUGUUUGAUUGGAGCGUAGUAGAGAAGAAACCAUCUGCAAUCGACAGACUGGAACACGCCUUUAGUAAGGCAGAACAACACCUUGGGAUAGAGAGACUGCUGGACCCUGAGGAUGUGGCGGUGCCUCACCCUGACAAAAAGAGUGUCAUCAUGUACGUGACAUCACUCUUCCAGGUUCUUCCCCAAAGCAUUUCCAUGGAAGCCAUCCAGGAGGUGGAGAUGCUGCCGCGGGCAGCUGUAGCCAACGUUGCCCGGGUGACGACAGAGGAGCACUACCAGAUCCAGACCCAGCAGCGCUUUUCCCAGCAGAUCACAGUGAGUGUGGCUCAAGGCCGAGUGCGGAGUCCCUCCCCUCAGCCUCGCUAUAAAAGCUAUGCCUACACCCAGGCUGCAUAUGUCAAGUCGCCUGAGCAAAAGAGGAGGCGUUUUACUGAUCAGUUCCUAAGUCCUGGCCAGGAGGAGCUACAGCGGGGCCUCAGUCCUUUGCCUCCAGGCUCCACCAGUCUGGAGAGCUACCAGGCUGCACUGGAGGAGGUGUUGACAUGGCUGCUGUCGGCUGAAGAUGGGCUCCAGGGUCAGCCUCCAAUCUCCAACAAUGUGGAAGAGGUGAAGGAGCAGUUCCACACACAUGAGGGGUACAUGGUGGAGCUGACCACCCACCAAGGCAGCGUGGGUAGGGUACUCCGUGCCGGCGCUGCCCUGCUCGGGGAGGGGAACCUAAGUGAAGAGGAGGACUCUGAAGUCAGGGAGCAGAUGAACCUCCUUAACUCCCGGUGGGAGCACCUGAGAGUGGCUAGCAUGGAGCGACAGAGCAGACUCCACGAGGUCCUGAUGGACCUACAGCACCAGCAGUUGCAGCAGCUCACAAAGUGGUUGGAUGUAACGGAGGCCCGGAUUAGGAGGAUGGGGGCCCAACCACUGGGUCCUGACCUGGAGGACAUCAAGCACCAAGUUGAAGAGCACAAGCUCCUCCAGGAGGACCUGGAGCUGGAGCAGGUGAGGGUGAACUCUCUGACCCACAUGGUGGUAGUGGUGGACGAGACCAGCGGAGACAGCGCCACUGCUGUUUUGGAGAGGAAACUUCAGGUGCUAGGUGACCGCUGGGCUGCCAUUUGUAGAUGGACAGAAGAACGCUGGAUUCUACUUCAGGAGAUUUUAUUGAAAUGGCAGCAUUUCACUAAUGAACAGUGUUUAUUUGACUCGUGGCUGACUCAGAAGGAGGAGCUGGUUCGCUCCAUCAAGACCUCCAACCUGAAGGACCAGGCAGAGAUGGUGGCCUGCCUCCACCGUCUUGCUACGGUGAAGGCAGACCUGGAGGUGAAGCGUCCCACCAUGGACAAGUUAUGCUCCAUGAGUCAGGACCUGCUGUCCACUGUCAAGAACAAAGAGGUGGCCAGCAAACUGGAGGCCAGACUGGACAGCUUCGCCCAGCGCUGGGACCGACUGGUCCAGAGUCUGGAGAUGAGCAGCUCCCUGCUCUCAUCGGCAGUCAGCGUGGCCCAGCAGUCUGAGCUGACCCGCUCUGUCACAGCGACCGUUACCAAGGUGACAACGAGGGAGAAGGUAUCAGCUGUACGCCAGACCCGAGAGUCACCGCCACCACAGAAGAAGAGACAAGUUGUGGUGGAUUCUGAACUCAGAAAAAGGUUCGACGUGGACUUCACAGAGGUCCACAGCUACAUGACCCGGGGCGAGGCCAUCUUACAGAGCCCAGAGUUCUCCGUGUCACGCAAGGACGGCAGCAUUCAGGAGCUGCAUGACAAAGUCCAGGUGAUCGAGAGAGAGCGGCCAGAGAAAUACCGAAAGCUUCAGGAAGCAACACGCACAGCGCAGACCCUGGUCGAGCAGGAAGGGAGUCGUGCUGAUGACAUUGCCCAGGCAGCGGAGCAGCUGAACCAGCGCUGGGUGGGAUUCUGUGCCCUGUUGGCAGACAGGCUGGCAUGGCUGACUUACCAGACAAAGGUGCUGGCCUUCUACAGCUUAUAUGGGCAGUGUGAGCAGGCUGUGGACAGCAGUGAGAACUGGCUCAAAGUCCAGGCACCGCCAGCAUCUGAACCAGAAACACUCAAAGUCCAACUGGACCGAUGCCAGGAGGAAGUGGCUCGCCUGGCCUCCCUGCUGCCUCAGAUGGAUGUUUUGGAGAAGCAGCUGAAGGAGCUAAAGGAGGAGAAGGAAGGAGAGGAGGACCCUUCAUACUUCCUGGAUGCCGACAUCAAUGCCCUCAAAGAGCACUACCAGCAGGUCAUGGAGGAUCUGAGGGCGAGAGAGAGACAGUUACAACUGGUUUUGGAGAGCUUGCCCCCGGCUCGUUAUAAGGAAACCAUAUCGACACUGUUGGCAUGGUUACAACAGUGCGAGGCCAAGCUGGCCAUCCCAUCUACGGCUGUUACAGAGUAUCCUAUAAUGGAACAGAGACUGAAGGACAUUCAGGCCCUCCAGGUAGCUCUGGCUGAACACCAAGGGGAGGUAGACUACCUGACCUCAACUGUGGAGCAGGUCUUCCAGAAAGCUCCACCUGACAUCAGCCAAAAGUAUCGCAUAGAGAUGGAUGCCGUCAUGGCACGUUGGAGACGACUCGGCACCAUGCUGACAGACAACACCCAGAGAAUCCAGGAGCUCAUGGCCAAACUGAUGCAGUUUGAGAAUGAUGUAAAGACGUUGAAAAAGUGGAUGGCAGACGUGGAUGUGUUCCUGAACGAGGAAUGGCCAGCACUGGGAGACUCUGAAGCUCUGGAGAAACAGUUAGAGCAGUGCACGGCUCUGGUGAAUGACAUCCACACCAUCCAACCCAGCGUCAACGGCAUCAAUGAAGUGGGUCUGUACCUAAAGAAAGAGGCCGAGCCACCGUUUGCCAUACACAUCCAGAAAGAACUGGAUGAUCUUAACGGCCAGUGGGAGAACGUCUGCAAACAGGCCUAUGCUAAGAAGUCCGCUCUGAAAGGUGGCCUUGAUAAGACCAUGGCUCUGAGGAAGGAGAUGCAGGAGAUGCAGGAGUGGAUCAACCAGGCUGAGGAAGACUAUCUGGAGAGAGAUUUCACAUACAAGACACCCGAAGAGCUACGCAAGGCUGUGGAGGAGCUUAAGAGGGCCCAGGAAGAGGUCCACUCCAAGGAGCAAAAGGUCAAACUCCUGACUGACAGUGUCAACAGUUUCAUUGCCAAGGCCCCACCCACGGCCCAUGAUGCCUUGCGGUCUGAAUUAGAGGUGUUGACGGCCAACUACCAACGCCUCUGUAGCCGUCUGGAUGGGAAAUGUAAGACUCUAGAGGAGGUUUGGGCAUGUUGGUGUGAGUUGCUCUCCUACCUGGAGCAGGAACACGCCUUCCUGGACCAGCUGGAGCAGAAGCUGGAUGAGACUGAAAGCCUCCAAGGAGGUGCAGAGGAGCUGCAGGAGGCGCUGGAUAGUCUAGAGGUUCUUUUGCAACACCCAGAGGACAACAGAAACCAGAUUCGGGAGCUGGCCCAGACGCUGAUGGACGGAGGCGUUCUGGAUGAACUCAUACAGCAAAAACUGGAUGCCUUCAACAUACGAUGGGAUGAGCUUAUGGCGAGGGCAGCACUCAGGCAGAAGGAACUAGAGAAAAGGUCAAGGGGGCCCGGAGAAAAGACAAAACGUGAGACAGAUCGGUUCGUGGCCAACACGACCCCACCUCACGGCGUACCCGGUGACCUUUUAGACGCACUCAGAACCCCAGGGGGCCAGGAGCCAACACAUGGAUUUUUUGGAAGCUACCAGAAGACUUUUGACACGUUCCCCCGUCACCAAAAUGUCAAAGCCAAAAUCCAAUCGGAGCUGAGUGGCCAUGAUGCAACCCUGGAGGACAUGAGGAAGAAGAAUCAGGACAAAGAGUCGUCCCAGAGGAUUAUGGGACAGAUAGACCUUACCCAGAAAAUGCUGACAGACGUGUGGACGAAGUUCCGUCUCUUUCAGAAACCGGCAAACUUCGACAGCCGACUGGCCGAGUGUGAGCGCUUGCUGGCUGGGGUCAAAAGUCAGGUGGGGGUGCUGGACAUCCGCAGUGUGGAGCAGGACGUGGUGCAGUCACAGCUGGAUCAGUGCAUGAAGUUGUACAAGGUGCUGAGUGAAGUGAAAGGGGAGGUGGAAACAGUGAUAAAAACAGGCAGACAGAUCGUCCAGAGGCAGCAGACAGAGCAGCCCAAAGAGCUGGACGACAGGGUGACCGCCCUCAAACUGCUCUACAACCAGCUGGGCUCACAGGUAACUGAGAGCAAACUGGAGCUGGAGAAAAGUCUGAAGUUGUCUAGGAAGCUGCGUAAGGAGCUGAACGGGCUGACUGAGUGGCUCGCCGCAACUGACGCUGAACUGACCAGGCGCUCUGCCGUGGACGGUAUGCCCAGUGACCUGGAGGCCGAGGUGGCAUGGGCCCAGUCCACCCACGGGGAGACAGAGAGGCGUCAGCCACAGCUACAGGCCGUGGUGGACCUUGCAGAGGCCCUCAAGGCGGUGCUCCGGGGUCACGGGGGCCUGGUGGACGACAAAGUCAGCCUGCUGCGCUGCAACUGGAUCGCAGUCACAUCCAGAGCAGAAGAAUGGCUUAACCUGCUGCUGGACUACCAACGACAGAUGCAGAAGUUGGAUGGAGAGAUAAAGGAAGUGAACGAAUGGAUUGAUGGAGCAGAGAAAAAGAUGGACGAGAUGGACAGCCAGGGGCCCAACGACGCUGUGCUGAAGGUGUUGCGUGCAGAGCUGGAGCUGACGAGGGGUAAGAUGGAGGAGGUGAGAGCUCUGGCCCAGGAGCUCAUGUGCACCAGGGGGGAGAACUGCCAGGCCCAGGUGGGACCCAAAGUGGAGCAGCUCAACCAGAGAUUUGACACCAUCGCCGAACGCGUUGUCUCCUUCCAGAACGCAGCGUCAGCCAAAGAGCUGGAGCAGUACCACAGUGAAGCACAGAUCUGGCUGGAUCUCCUGGAGGAGGAAGUCAAACAGGGGGAAAACCUCAAGGAGGAGGACUUCCAGGAGGACAAGGACUGUGAGGAAAGUGCAGUGAAGGAGUUACUGUUGAAAGGCGAGAAUCUACAGAAGAGAGUCCCGGAUCAGGACAAGAGAGAGCAACUCAGACUGAAGCACAACCAGCUCAACAGCAAGUACAACACUGUCAAGGACCUGCGUGUGCUAAGGAACAGGAAGGCGUUGGCCAUUGCUCCCCAGUGGUACCAGUACAGGAGGAAGUCACAUGACCUCCUAGCCUGGCUGGACGACAUCCAACGCAGCGUGGACCAACUCCCUGACCCCCCCGAAGGAGAGAGGGUCAAGGAAAUUGGCUCAGAGUUCGACAAGAAGAAGGAGGAGAUUAACGAGGUGCAGGGCUUAGCCAAUCAGCUCUCAGAAGCUGGAGCCGCCAAUCUAGUGGAGCCCCGCCAACUCCAGCUCAACACGCGCUGGGUUGAGGUGGAGGGCAAGUUCAUACCCUUCAAAAGACUAUGUGAGUACCUAACAAAGCUGCAGGCAUUGCUGCGUUCAGUGUCAGAGACGGACUUCAAGCUGAAUUCUCCUGAAUACUGGCCCGCAGCUUAUUAUAACCUGCCUCAACAAGAGCACUGCCUGAAGGAGGUGAAAGGGAGCAUCGACGAGUUGAGAUCCCCUGUGGCUGGAGCAGUGGCCCGCAGAGAGGAGAUGGUGUCUGGAGCUCGGCCUCUGGAGGGUCAGAAGAUCCAGGAGACCACCACCCUCCUCAAUACUAACUGGGACAAAGUGAAUAAGCUCUACCAGGACAGACUGAAGCGUUGGCAGGAUUGCAAUACGAAGUGGCAGAAGUUUGUUUCGGAUCAGAAGGCGAUGGAGAAGUGGCUGAAUGACGCUGAGAGCCAUUUAAGACUGGCUGAAAGUGAGCCAGCAGGACAGAGACAGCACCUCAGGGACCUGACGGAGGCCAUACCUCUUCAGGAAGUGGUUUUGUGUAGAGUGAACUCUGUAGGAGAGGACAUCAGUCAGCUGAGCACACCAGACGAUGCAUCGCGGCUGCGGACACAGCUCAAAUUACUCAACACUCGCUGGGCUAACAUCUGCAAGCAGCUCAAUGAGCACAAGAGGAGGUCUGCAGAGGCACGCACGGCAACUGCAGCACUGCAGGAGAACAUGGGCUCCAUGCUGGGCUGGUUGGACAAAGCAGAGUGUGUACUCGACAUCCCUUUGCAGCCUGCAGAGCCACAGCACAUCAGAGACACUCUGGGCAAAGUCCAGGCGCGUGUGGAGGAGCUUCCUGCCAAGAAGAUGGCGAUGGAGGACCUGAACUCCAGAUACAAACAGAUAACACUUCCUGCUGACAGACAGAAAGACAUCAGGGUCAUCAACACUCGCUGGGCUCAGGUAUCCAAGGCUUUGCCUGAGCGUCAGCUGGAGAUUGAGGGUCUUCUGAGGGAGCUGGAGAAGUUCCAGGGUCAGCUGGACGCUCUCUCGGCCUGGGCAUCCAGUACCAGGACCACGCUAGAGCGUGGCCCUGAGGAGCCACCACCAAGGCUCAUUGAGGAAGUGCAAGUCAAGCAGCCAGAAGUGGAGUUGGUACUGGAGCAAGCUGAUCAACUGUACAAGGACAGUCGUCCUAGCCAACCAGACAAGGUGAAGCAUGUCAAGUUAAGGGAAGACUGGACUGUGAUCCUGGAGCUGGUGCGGCAGCAUAAGGAGAGGAUGGCUGCUCUGCUAGUAGCCAAAAAAGCCAAUGAAAGUUUGACAGGAAGUUCCCAGCCUGAAUCUGCGGUGCUGGCUCAGUUCAACAAGUCCUGGGCUGAGCUCACCGAUUGGCUGACCAUGUUGGAUAACAUGGUGCAGAACAAGCGUGUGGUGGUGGCUGACUUGGAUGACAUCAAUGACAACAUCGGCAUUCUCAAGGUGUCUCUUCAGGAGCUGGACCAGCGUCGCCCCCUCUUGGAGAGACAAGUCACAGCAGCCCAGAACCUGAAGAACAAAACCAGCAACCAGGAGACCCGUAAUGCUAUCACUGAACGCAUUGACAGGCUUCAGACUCACUGGGAAGACUCUCAGACCAAACUCUCUGAUAGGACAAAGCAGCUUCACAAUAUGCUGCAGGACUCUACUGAUUGGCUGGAUGCCAGGAAGGGAGUGGAUCACCUCAUCAAACGUGCCAGUGAGAGGUUGGAGUCCUGGCAGGAAAUCACAUACACGGUGGAAGCAUUGAAGAAACAAAACGCCGAACUGAAGCUGUUUGUGAAGGAGCUGGAGCAGUGGAAGGGUCAGGUCGAUGAAACCAACGCACUGGCUGACAAACUCCUAUCGCUGUACGCCAGUGACGACACACACAAGGUCACCCAGGUCAACGACAACAUGGUGGCGACUUGGACACACAUCAACAGGCGUGUUUCGGACAGAGAGGCGGCUCUAGAGGCAGCUCUGAAGCUACUGCAGCAGUUCUACCUCAACCUGGAGAAGUUCCUCAGCUGGCUGACGGAGGCUGAGACGACCUGCAAUGUUUUAAUUGAUGCCACCAACAAGGAUAAAAUGCAGGAGCAGCCGGAGGCAGCCAGGAACCUGCUGGCACAGUGGAAGGACCUCCAGGCGGAGAUUGACGGCCACACAGAGCUGUAUCACUCUCUAGAUGACAAUGGGCAGAGAAUUGUGACCUCACUGGGGGACUCAGAGGACGGUUCCCUGCUCCAGAGACGCUUGGAUAACAUGAGCCACCGCUGGAACGACCUGUGCAACAAGACCCUUAGCAUGAGGGCCCACCUGGACUCAGAGAUGGCCUCGUGGAAGAGGCUCCAUAUGUCGCUGCAGGAACUGUUGAACUGGCUGAGACUCAAAAGUCAACAGCUCGAAAAGGAGCCCCCUGUAGGGGGGGACGUCCCCGCCGUGCAGACACAACUGGACACACACCGAUGCUUCAAGAGGGACUUGAGAGCUAAAGAGCCAGUUGUGACAAAGGCUCUGGACGAUGUGGGAGUCUUUCUGUCUGUGCUGCCCCGAGACACACCAUCACCCGAGCAGAGAGAUAUCAGCCCAGAGGAGCGUGCCCAGAACGUUGGGCGAGUCUUACGCAAAGAAGCAGAUGACGUGGUGACCAAGUGGGAUAGGCUUAAUGCCGACUCGGACGACUGGCAGAGGAGUUUGGAACUGGCUCUGGAUCGGCUUAUGGAGCUCCAGGAGGCGGAGGACCUUGUGGACGGACAGCUGAGGCAGGCCGAGAUGGUAAAGGAGGCGUGGGAACCCGUUGGUGACCUGCUGAUCAACUCCCUGCCAGAGCAUAUCGACAGAGUCAAGGAGUUCCAGGAAGAGAUUGCUCCGAUUAAGGAUGACGUAGUACACAUGAACCAGUUGGCGUCCACUUUUGGUCCACCCGACAUCCAGCUGUCGCCUUGCAACCUGGAACGCAUUGAAGAGCUCAACACGCGCUGGAGGCUGCUCCAGGUUACUGUGGAUACAGGAAAAGGCAACUUAGGCAGAAAUGGAUUGGGUGAGGUGGACUUAAAGAUCUCCAUCAGUGAACAUCUAAAGCAGCUGACGGACGCUCACAGGGACUUUGGCCUUCUGCAUGCAGGAUCUGUAGAGAGCCCCUUCGAGCAGGGCAUCUCCCCAAACAACGUGCCCUACUACAUAAAUGAGAAAGAUGGACCUGACCAGAUGACCAAGACCCUCCACCAAACCCAGACAACAUGCUGGGACCAUCCCAAGAUGGCCGAGCUCUACCAGUCUCUGGCCGACCUGAACAAUGUGCGAUUCUCUGCCUACCGAACAGCCAUGAAGCUCAGGCGUCUGCAGAAAGCGCUCUGCUUGGACCUGCUGAGCAUGCCAAUGGCUUGUGAGGUGUUCGACCAGCAUGGUCUGAAGCAGAACGAGCAGCUGCUGGACAUCUCCCAGCUGGUCACCUGUCUGACCAGCCUGUACCAGCAGCUGGAGCAGAGCCACUCUCACCUGGUCAAUGUCCCGCUGUGCGUGGACAUGUGCCUUAACUGGCUGCUCAACGUCUACGACACUGGUCGCACCGGAAAGAUCCGGACUCUGUCAUUCAAAACUGGAAUCAUCUCACUCUGCAAGGCUCACCUGGAGGAUAAAUACAGAUACUUGUUCAGACAGGUUGCCAGCGCAACAGGUUUCUGUGACCAGCGUCGCCUGGGCCUACUCCUCCACGACUCCAUCCAGAUCCCCCGGCAGCUGGGCGAGGUUGCCUCUUUCGGGGGCUCUAACAUCGAGCCUUCCGUCCGCAGCUGCUUCCAGUUUGCCAACAACAAACCUGAACUGGAAGCCGCCAUGUUCCUGGACUGGAUGCGUCUGGAGCCUCAAUCCAUGGUGUGGUUACCCGUCCUGCACAGGGUGGCCGCCGCCGAGACUGCCAAGCACCAGGCCAAGUGUAACAUCUGCAAGGAGUGUCCUAUCAUAGGAUUCAGAUAUCGGAGUCUGAAACAUUUCAACUAUGACAUUUGCCAAAGCUGCUUCUUCUCCGGUCGCGUUGCCAAGGGACAUAAGAUGCAGUACCCCAUGGUCGAGUACUGCACUCCGACUACAUCAGGGGAAGAUGUCAGGGACUUUGCCAAGGUACUGAAGAACAAGUUCAGGACUAAGCGGUACUUUGCCAAACAUCCACGCAUGGGCUACCUGCCUGUCCAAACCAUCCUGGAGGGAGACAACCUGGAAACUCCUGUCACUCUGAUCAACUUCUGGCCCGUAGACCAUGCGCCUGGAUCGUCCCCUCAGCUCUCACAUGACGACACACACACUCGGAUCGAGCACUACGCCAACCGGUUAGCAGAAAUGGAGAAUCGUAAUGGCUCUUAUCUGAAUGACAGUAUCUCACCCAAUGAGAGCAUCGAUGACGAGCACAUGUUGAUCCAGCACUACUGCCAGUCUCUGAACCAAGGAUCUCCUCUCAGCCAACCCCGCAGCCCUGCCCAGAUCCUCAUCUCCAUGGAGACGGAGGAGAAGGGAGAGCUGGAGAGGGUCCUCAAUGACCUGGAGCAGGAGAACAGGAAGCUACAAUCCGAGUAUGACCGUCUGAAGAAGGCCCACGACAGGAAGGGCCUGUCCCCGCUGCCAUCGCCCCCGGAGAUGCUCCCUGUGUCGCCACAGAGCGCACGCGAUGCAGAACUCAUCGCCGAGGCCAAACUGCUGCGGCAGCAUAAAGGACGUCUGGAGGCCCGUAUGCAGAUACUGGAGGACCACAACAAACAGCUAGAGUCCCAACUGCACAGGCUGAGACAGCUGCUGGAGCAGACGGAUUCCAAGGUGAACGGCACAGCACUAUCCUCUCCCUCCACCUCCUCUCAGCGCUCUGACUCCUCCCUCCCUCUCCUCCGUGUGGCUGCCAGCCAGACUACUGAUACAAUGGGUGAUGACGAGCUGUCCAGCCCUUCCCUAGAUGCCUCUGGGCUGGAGGAAGUGAUGGAACAGCUCAAUAAUUCUUUUCCUCAUAGCCAGGGUCCCAGUAUUGGCAAUUUGUUCCACAUGGCCGAUGAUCUGGGCCGCGCCAUGGAGACACUAGUCAACGUGAUGACAGACGAGCAGAGCGCCGAACAGCACGAGGCCCUGCCCUUCUGAUCCAGCCCCCCCCAACGUCCCGCUCCUCUUCCUCCCUCCCUACCUAUCGCAUGCUUUUCUAGUCAAAACAACUGGAUUGGAAAUACAGUUUACAGAGAAAAUAUAUAACGUCUAUUUUUGUGAACGAUUGUGGUUUCAGCAAAGAUGCAUAAAAAACAAAAGAAAAACAUACCUUGUAGAUUUCAGUAGUUUCUUAAAAUGUCCUGAAGUUGUUUUAUUAUUAACAGAGGCUGGUUUUUAAAAUUCUAUGCAAUUGUAUAAAACAAGAGUGGUGGGGGGAGGGCAAAGAGAGAUGAUAUACAAGUAAGUGUGUUAAGUGUGGUCUAAUAUUUGCCAUCUCUUUGUAACUGGGGAAAUAGCAGAAGCAUUUCAGACAUUUGUAUAAAAAUGAAUGUUUGUAAUCAUAAGGGUGCUUUCUAAGAGGAAAAUGUCUUUCUAUAACAGCGUACACUACUGUCAAGGUAAUGCAGGCAUCCUGGAUCUUUACAGUACGUUGUGUGUGUGACUGUGUGUGAGAUUGUGUAUGCGUGUUUGUGUGGUGGUGCCUAAUUUCCACAUUACAGCUUUUCUUUGGCUUUGGCUGGCAAACCUCAUAUUUGAAUAAUUAAUUUAUCCACUCAUCCGUCCAUACAUCCAUCCAUCAAUCUGUUAAUCAUCUUUAUGAUUAACCCCGCUAUGGCAACAUAUCCCUUGUAUCCCUUGUUUUCAACACAGUGUACUGUGUGCAUAAACAGAUGUUCUAGUAGGCGUGAUUCAGAACUGAGACAAGUCAACAAGGUCAAUAAAAACCUAAUGCACAUAAUGGGAAAUAACAAGACAUAUUUAGACAGCAUUUCCAUUCCAUUUCCAAUCAUCAAACUACAAAUAUUUUGUGGUUGUUCCAUCUUGUGAAGGGCUCCUUGCAUGGGUGGAAUAUGGUCUCAAAAUGUAAAAGGCAAGUCUCCUUCAACAACCCAAGGCCCACUAUAGUGUUUUGCAAACUAAAAUACUUUUAUAGAAAAGUGGCUGAUGGUAUACUACUUGUGGUACAGCGUUGAUCCCCUGGCAGCAUACGUUACUCAGUACAGCGGCACGUUGUAUGGUAGAGUGGUAGAGUGGUAUGGUUGAGUGGUAGAGUGGUAUGGUAGAGUGGUAUGGUACAGUGGUAGAGUGGUAUGGUAGAGGGGUAGAGUGGUAUGGUAGAGGGGUAUGGUAGAGUGGUAGAGUGGUAUGGUAGAGGGGUAGAGUGGUAUGGUAGAGGGGUAGAGUGGUAUGG
Etheostoma spectabile (orangethroat darter) is the source of this 12524-nucleotide messenger RNA. It is a transcript of the gene dmd, whose product is annotated as dystrophin. The record is from RefSeq and is a predicted model, not a curated record. The coding region runs from base 176 to 11269 and encodes 3697 amino acids. The transcript is spliced from 85 exons. Gene Ontology annotation, molecular function: zinc ion binding; protein binding. NCBI's taxonomy places the organism in Eukaryota, Metazoa, Chordata, Actinopteri, Perciformes, Percidae. Gene Ontology annotation, cellular component: plasma membrane.